AUGCUACCAUUCUGUGGAAAACGUGAUCAAUAUGAUAAGCAUAAAUUGUAUCUUUUUAAAUGGGAUGGAUCUAUUAUUUUAAAUGUUCUUCCCCCAUCACUUUUCACAACUAUUGUUGCAGUAGUUGUAUGUUUUAUUUAUAAUCAUUAUCAUAUCGACAUUAGCAUUCAUGUAACUGUAACACCUGUGCUCGCGAUUGUAGUUGGUUUGUUGUUAACGUAUAGAACGAAUACUGCUUAUGAUAGGCAAGGGAAACGUCUUUGGUCAACAAUGAAAGUUGCCCUUAGAGGUUUAACGCGUCACAUUUGGAUAAAUGUUGACCCUAAAAGUACCAAAGAUUCACUAGAAAAAGAGACAGCAAUCAACCUCCUUAUAGGUUUUGCAUUUUCCGUGAAGCAUUACCUUCGAGAAGAAGGAAUUGAAUAUGAUGAUCUUAAACCUUUUAUUUCAAAUAUCGGAAAUAUCGGAACUGUUAUUCCGGAGUCAGAACCAUUAGAAGAACAAGAAGAUAAAGUUCUUGAAAAGGACAAAAAAAAGAAUCCGAAAAUAGAAAUCAAAACAUUUAAAUGGAUAAUAAACAAGUUAUUUAAGACAAAAAAACAAAGACAACCAAUUAAAAAUUAUAAUUUACCUUUAACAAUCACAUUUUAUCUCACAUCUUAUGUUGAUAAACAAUUUAACAAUAAGAUUAUUGAUCAACCAACGACUCAAGUUUUAUUUAAUAACUUGAAUGCUCUUAUCGAUUGUUUAUCUGGCUUUGAAAGAAUUUUAAGAACACCAAUUCCCAUGGCAUAUGCAAUUCAUUUAUCACAAACAGUUUGGAUUUAUUGUAUUAGUUUAUCAUUUCAAUUGGUUUCUUUGAUUCAUUAUGUUACUAUUCCUGCGGUGUUAAUUUCAUCUAUUAUCCUAUUUGGUAUCGAAGCAAUUGGUGAAGAAAUUGAGAAUCCGUUUGGAUAUGAUCAUAAUGAUUUGGACUUGGAUGGCCUUUGCGAAAAUAUUAAAGAAGAAAUUGAAACGAUCACAAAACAUUCAAGACCAACAGGUGAAAAUUGGGUAUAUGAUCAUACAACUUCGAUGAUUGAAAUUAAAGAAAAACUUUCACGUAAUUCUUAUGGUAGUACUUUAGAUGGAACAUUAUAUGAAGAUGAAAUCUCUCCUUAUUCUGAUAUAUAA
Molecule: messenger RNA, 1173 nt
Organism: Cetraspora pellucida
Lineage: Eukaryota; Fungi; Glomeromycota; Glomeromycetes; Diversisporales; Gigasporaceae
Source: the annotation of a GenBank genome assembly